CAGUUACUAUAGAAGUAGAAGUUUAUCGAAGACUGAGUCAAAUCAACUUGACGUUCAAAGGUUAAAGUUCAAGGUGAAGGUUGUCAGAGCAGACAGAAUGAUAGUUCCGAAAAUGGCGGAGCUGCAGUUUGAGGCUCCAUUGGCAUCGUUUGAGAACGAGGAAUGGAACGAGUAUAACGAGUUUCAGACGGCCAAUAAAGGCGAGAACAAUUCUGAAAUGGAUAAUUCUACCUCUGCCAGUGUGUGUUCAGACAAAAAUGUAAAUAGCCAGCCAGAAAAUUUCGCCGAAACGUUCACUGGCUCACUGGAAGACUUGGUCAAUUCGUUUGAUGAAAAAAUUAACAAUUGUUUUUGUAAUUUAGAAGAACAAACGGAUAAAUUUGCCCCAGUUCAAAUUCGCACACAAGAGGAAAUAAUGAGCGAUUGUCAAAUGUGGUGGACAAUUACUGGUAAUUUUGGUAAUUUGCUUCCAAUUGAUUGGUCAACCUCGUAUACACGGCAGCUUCAUACCAAAGUUCUUAACCUGGGAGAGAAAAGGGGAAAGGACACUGUUCGUCCUUCACCUUCAAACUUAUGGGAUUACCGCCCUGGUCCCACAUCGAGAAUGAAUGGGCCUCGACCUCAGGCUAGCAAGAAGAAGGCCCCUCUAUGUGUACAAGAACAAGAGUGUCAAGACUUAGAUCUAUCUGAUGAUGAAGAACUAGCCCAAGCAUUUGAUAUGCAUUCUCUAAUUAUCAACAGACUGUCGGAUGAUGACACCAUUAUAUCCGCUGACCAGGUCAUCAGUGAGAUUGAAACAAUGAUGCAGGAAACUAAUAUUGAAGAUGGACCUGUUGAAUUAGAAGAGACACCAGAAGAUUUACAUUAUGCUGAAUUCAAAGAAAAUCUUGCAAAACUUCCACAGUAUUCUGAAGCAGAAAUGAAAGACAUGACAAGUAGUCAGAUAAAUGAAGUUUUAACAGAGUAUGAGCUAACAAUCAAAGAAUUAUCAGGAAUGUUGGUCCAUGAAUUGGCACUAAGGGAUGAACUGGAGUAUGACAAGGAAUUAAAGAAUCAGUUUAUAUCGUUACUGCUGACCAUACAGAAAAAACGACGAGACAAUAAUGUGGAUAAGAAAAAACGACGAUCUAAAACUUUUAGUAAUAACAACAAUAAUGGAGCAGUUGAAUCACCUGUAAAUGCACAUCUAACCACAGUGAUUCCAUAUCAUCCUAACCAAGGUCCCCCAACUUCUGAACAAUUACAGAUAUAUAUUAAAAUACUACAGGCAAUAAAUGAAGAUAGUUCAACAGUACCCACACUUCUUACUGACUACAUUCUAAAAGUUCUAUGUCCCACGUAAUGAGAAGAUUUAUUAUAACUGUAGUAAUAUGAAAAUGUGACUACAUUAUGGGUGCCAAUGUGAUGUCAGUGUUAAUCAAGACAUUAAGACAUUUGAAAGUGCUUAAUGAUACAGUAGUGAUCUAGCUUUUUCUACAUAUAAACCAGACCCCUGCUUAUUGUCUCAUUGUGUUUCAAAUUCUAUAGAUGUUUUGUACAACUGUCAAAGGGUGUGUUGUGGUCAGGACUAAUACUGCUUAAAUGUAUUUGAUAUGAAAAAUUGUUUGAUUUUCUAAAAGAAAAAAAAAAUAUCACUCAUGAGUCAUUAUUUACCAAUCUAAAUAUAAUUUAAAAAAAAAAAAAAAAAAAUAUUAAACUAAAUUUUAAAACAUAAUAUCAAAAUUUGCAUGUAAAUUUAUAAAUGUUUUCAUUUAUCAUCUGUUUUCAUGAAAAUUUUUACAAUUUCAUCAAUUUUUUUUGUACAUACCAUUCUAUUUAUCUACCUACAUAAUUCAUUUUUUAUUUGAUACAAUACUUAAUGGGUUUGUAAGUGUUUCAGUGUAGAUGUAUGGUUGAUGUUUAAUUUUGUGAAGGGUAUUUUAUCACAGAGAUUCACGUCUGAAAUAUUGAAAGAUAUCUACAUACUUAUCUUGGAUAACUGAUGGAAUGAAAACACCAGGUCAUGAUGAAUUUAUCUUAUCUUAUUAAUGAGUUAAUAAAUUUGAAAUGAUGAAAUCAGUUCUCUUAAGGUUAUCUGUAAAAAAAUCUAUGUCAAUUUUCUUUUAAUUGUUGUAUAAUUACAGUAUACUUGAGUAUAUAAACAGUAAUAUGUGGUUGGUUGUUUCUGAAAAUUUUCUCCAUAGUGCAUAUUAUAUAGCAUGGCUUAAAUAUUAAUAACCAAUAUGAUGAUUCUAUUAUUAUUAUUACACAAUUCAUAUUAGGAGCAAUGCAAGAUUGCUACAAAUUACUAGGGGAAUAAUAACUCCCCCACCUUUUUACCUUAAACAUUUGUUUUUACUCAACUUAAGUUUCAACUCAAAUUUAAAUCACUUGAUAAUAGUGAUCACCUUAAAAUUUACAAUUGAAAACAGUAUUGAUCAUUUUCUUUCGACAAAUUGCAUAAACACAGAUCAAAAAAAUGUGCUGAAGCUAUUUUAGGGUGAGUAACAAAUUGAGUAAUUAAGUUGAAUGAAAAAUUUUUUUUAUGACACUGGAUUCGGAUAUGUUAUUUGUAAAUGAUGGUAUAAAUUAUUGUGAAAUCUAGUGAGAUAUAUUGUUUGUAUAUUUGUAUUAUAAACUCUAGCUUAGGUAAUCAUAAGAAAUAUAUAUGUAGGAGCACAAUAAUUAUAGAAAUUAGUACAAAAUCUGAAUUGCAAAUAAUGGAUCAAAUUGCCAAACUGUAACAUUCAUAAAUAGUCUGUUGAAGAUUACUCUUUGAGGAUAAAAUUAGAAAGUAUAGUAAACUUGAUUUAGUAGAAUAAAAAAGAUGUGAAAGUCAUAAAGGUUUGAAAGUCAUAAAGGUUGACAACAGAAAACUCAUAACUUAAGUUUCUCUAUCAUAUAUAUAUAUAUAUAUAUAUAUAUAUAUAUAUAUAUAUAGCUUGUCGUUGUUAAAUUAAGUACUUUAUCAUUAAGUGUUACAUAUUUUAGUUAUUGAAAACCACAAAAUAUGACCCGCAAAACCAUUGUGCAUAUAUAUAAUAUUUUAAAUACACCAUGCUGCUUCCAGUAAUGUUAGACUUUUACUCUGGAAUAGAAUGGAUUAUCUAUUCCAAUGUUGAUAUUAAAAGUAUUAGAAAAGCUUUAAAUUGUGUAUAUGUCUACUAGGUGUAUAUUUUAAGGAAUAUAUGUCAGUGUGUAAAUAAUUGCAGAAAUGGUUUUAAACUUACACGCAUUUAAUUACUUACAUCUGUAGAAAUCAGUGAAUAUUGAGAAUAGCGGCCAAAGAUAUGGUUAAUUGAUGAUGUUAUAAAGGCCUGUUUGGUAGUCAGUCAAUUUACAACUGACUCGUCAGUGGUAAGCAAUAUCUAGGAUAAAAUGUCUGGCUAGAACUAUAAUUUCAUUUAUUUAAUGAUAGAAAUUUCCAUGUAUCCAGUAUCAGACACUAAUGUUUUUAGCAUGUGAACACUUGUGUGUGUGAAGCUGUUUAACAAUGUCUCAAUUCUAUAAUGGCUUAUCAAUAUAUAUAGUGAUAAUUUAGUGUAAGGGCAAUGUGCAAAUAUAAUAACCUAACUGUUAAAAUCAAUAUAAUAUACAAAUGUGUUGUUGUUAGUAUGAUAUAGUAAUGAACAAUGUGUGGUUAUACACUAUAGAUAAAGCAUAAUGAAACUCUUUCAAAUAAAGGAAUAUGGUCAGUAUUGAUUUGUUUUAGGUGUAUAAAUAAAGUGUUUCAUUAAAACCUAUAUAGAAUCAUGCUUUUCAUCUGCACAUUUAUAAUGUUAUUAAUUCAAUAAUUAAUUGUAUGCAGGACAUGAAAUGACUCACUGACCCCAAAGUCCAGUUUGUCUUUCAACCUUAGUUUUGUGAAAUAUUUGAGGAUUAAUAAAACCCAAUAAAAUUCAUACAAAAUUGAAGAUACACUACUAGUUGUAAAGAUAGGCUAUUAGUGAUCAAAUAUUAAAACUAAUAUUAUUAGAUUUGAUGAUUUAUAUUUAGCAUUUUAUAACUGAUAUUAAUAGUCAAAGUUUCAUUUAGAAAUAUCAAACUGCAGUUUCUGUGUAAAUUUGCAUUUAUUAGAUGGGUAUAAUUAUCUGUAAAAAAAUAAAUAAAAUUAAAAAAAAAACAAAAAAAAAACCCUAAAGAAAA
Messenger RNA from Patella vulgata (common limpet), 4125 nucleotides. RefSeq names its product fasciculation and elongation protein zeta-2. The transcript is spliced from 9 exons. Gene Ontology annotation, cellular component: axon; cytoplasm. Lineage: Eukaryota; Metazoa; Mollusca; Gastropoda; Patellidae. Bases 98 to 1342 code for a protein of 414 amino acids. The record is from RefSeq and is a predicted model, not a curated record.